ACGACGAUUGAACUGCUUUCGAUAGAUGAAACUCAUGCAAUUCUUUUUGAGUUCCUUGCUCUGUUCACCUUCCUACCGAGAAAAAAGGGAAUGAUGUUGACCGGAAAAACAAAACCGAAGCCUGGAUGCUGCCGUAAUGUUACUGUUUGGUUUCGUUCUUCAAGAUGGCGAAAAGCUUCCAACAAACAACUUAUCCAGAAUCUGCUGUGUUCUGUAAAAGUACAACGGAGACGAAGAGAGUGUAUGGCAAGACAAUCCACGUCCGAUAUUGCUCAACUCCUUCCUAACGGCCGCUUUCCAGAAGCUCUUCCUAAGGCGAAGUAUUUUUAUGAAGACGAGAAAAGGCUAUCGGCUUACGAUCAGGUCGAGUACUUCUGCACAUCCAUAUUGCGGAAUUUUUCUCCGAUAAAUCAUCAAAGCGAUGUUCUUCUCUUACCGAAAGAAGCUAAAGAAGCAAUGGCCGGACUGGUAUUUGCCGCAUCAAGAAUCGGCGAGCUUAAGGAGCUUCAAAGCAUAAGGAGCUUGUUCGUUCAGAGAUUUGGGCUUCAGUUCGACAAAGACUGUGUAGAUUUGCGGCCAGGAAACGUCGUGAAUCCGGAGAUAGUUAAUAUUCUCGACACGAAUAUGCCGGAAGAUGCAAUUACUCCAGAGAUUCUCACAGAAAUUUCUCAUAAAUACGAAAUUAAGAUCACAACCUCUGUGGAUUCGAGCGAAGUUUCAGCUUUCAGUGAAAAUAUUGGUGUAGCCAAAUCUGAGGCGGUGAAGAUAGAGAAACCAAAAACGAGAAAGAAACCCAUGAAGGAGAAGUCGAAGUUUCUGCAUUCAAGUCUCGGAGUGUCUGAAGGACGAGAUCGAUCAUCGUUCAUGAGAUGA
Messenger RNA from Thlaspi arvense, 873 nucleotides. Lineage: Eukaryota; Viridiplantae; Streptophyta; Magnoliopsida; Brassicales; Brassicaceae. The record is from the annotation of a GenBank genome assembly.